Messenger RNA from Kuraishia capsulata CBS 1993, 2253 nucleotides. RefSeq lists its product as uncharacterized. The transcript has a single exon. NCBI's taxonomy places the organism in Eukaryota, Fungi, Ascomycota, Pichiomycetes, Pichiales, Pichiaceae. Bases 1 to 2253 code for a protein of 750 amino acids. Gene Ontology annotation, cellular component: Golgi stack. Gene Ontology annotation, molecular function: ATP binding; ATP hydrolysis activity. Gene Ontology annotation, biological process: intra-Golgi vesicle-mediated transport; SNARE complex disassembly; Golgi to plasma membrane protein transport. The record is from RefSeq and is a predicted model, not a curated record.
AUGGAGAAACUUGGAUUCGGAAGACCUGGGCGCAGCUCCCACAAUAAGGUGUUCUACGCAAAGAACUCCCCCAGCAACGCCAUCGCCCUCACUAACUGUCUCGCCUUCAACCCACAAGAUUUCAAGGACAACGAAUAUGUGAUUUGCGACGGUCGAUAUGUGUUUUCAACUAAGACUUCCACAGACGUGCUACCGGGUACAUUUGGUGCCAGCGGAAACCAGCGGUUUUGGGCCGGCUGGUCCGUGGACCAAGCGGUGAACGUAGAACACUUUGAUUUGUUCAAAAAUACGGGUAAAAAGGCUUAUCUUGGCACUAUGAACUUAGAAAUCUCCUUCAGAAACCGUCAACGUGCGAAUUCCACUGAGUUCGAUCAAGAUGAACUCGCAAGAGCGUUUGUGGAUCGGUUCGAGAGCCAAGUCUUCCAACCUACCCAGAUUAUUCUUUUUGAGUUCAAGGGUGUGAUCUUCGAGUUGGUGAUCAAGUCUAUUCAGGUGGUAGAUCUUGGUGUUGUCGAUAUUGCAGAUUUGCCUUCUUCGACUAGCAUUGCGAAAAAGGGUAUUUUGGUGUCGCAAACGCGCCUCAACUUCUUCAAGGGCCCAGACGGAAUGGUUAAUCUCAAAGCCAGCAGUACGCGUCCAAAUGCAGAUGCUAUCAUCAGGCCUGACUUUAAGUUUGAAGAUAUGGGAAUUGGUGGUCUUGAUAAAGAGUUCACUUCUAUCUUCAGAAGAGCUUUUGCUUCCCGGAUCUUCCCUCCUGGCCUUAUUGAAAAGCUGGGAAUCCAGCACGUUAAGGGUUUGCUUCUCUACGGACCACCAGGUACUGGUAAGACUCUUAUUGCGCGCAAAAUUGGCACAAUGUUGAAUGCCAAAGAACCAAAGAUCGUGAACGGACCGGAGAUUCUUAGCAAAUACGUUGGUUCUUCCGAAGAGAACAUUCGUAACCUGUUUAAGGAUGCAGAAACCGAAUAUAAAGCCAAAGGUGAUGCUUCGUCGCUUCAUAUCAUCAUCUUUGACGAAUUGGACUCUAUCUUCAAGCAAAGAGGUUCUAGAGGUGACGGAACAGGUGUUGCCGAUAACGUGGUAAACCAGCUGCUUUCCAAGAUGGAUGGUGUUGACCAACUAAACAAUAUUCUUGUUAUCGGUAUGACAAAUCGUCGUGACUUGAUUGACGAGGCCUUGCUCCGUCCAGGUCGUUUUGAAGUCCAAGUAGAGAUUCAUCUUCCAGACGAGCCCGGCAGAAAACAGAUCUUUGAAAUCAAGACCAAAAAAAUGCGUGAAAACGGGUCUCUCGGUCGUGACGUGAAUAUUGCCGAGUUGGCAGCCAUGUCUAAGAACUUCUCUGGUGCUGAAAUUGAAGGUUUGAUUAAGAGUGCCUCCUCGUUUGCGCUGAAUCAACAUAUCAAAGUUGGCACAGUGGGCGAUAUCGCGGGCGAUUUGGCCAACAUGGUGGUUUCACGCAGCGAUUUUAUACAUGCUCUGGAGGAGGUGAAACCAGCUUUUGGUGUGCAUGAAGAAGAUCUUCAAGAAUGCACUAAAGGAGGUGUUUUGAAAUAUUCAUCUGCCAUCGACGAUAUCUUGAACCGCGGUACCAGAGCCAUAAAACAGGCCCGCGAAUCAGACCGUUUCAACUUUUCCUCUAUCUUGAUGCAUGGCCCUCCAGGCUCAGGAAAAACGGCCCUUGCUGCGGCAAUUGGAUUGGCUUCCGAAUUCCCAUUUAUCAGGCUGAUCUCGCCAGACGCAAUGGUGGGAAUGUCCGAAGCAGCUAAAGUCCAAUUCAUUGACAACACGUUCCGCGACGCUUACAAAUCUCCGCUCAAUGUGCUGGUAGUUGAUGAUAUUGAAGGACUGAUUGAUUAUGUUCCAAUUGGGCCAAGAUUUGCUAGCACCGUGUUGCGUGCGUUGAUGGUUCGUCUCAAGAAGAGCCCUCCAGAAGGGCAUCGUUUGAUUGUCAUCUCGACAACCUCGUCCUACACUGUGUUAAGACAGCUGGAUAUGCUUGGUUGUUUCAAUGACGAAAUAGGCGUUCCUAAUCUUGGUUCGCUUGAUGAGUUCGCCCGUGUUUUGGAAGCCACUCGCUUUUCAGAUGCUGCUGGGAGAAAACAGGUGCUGCAGAGCCUGGCUUCGGUUGUGUCCGAGGUCAAUGUUCCGAUCAAGAAAACGUUGUUCAAUAUUGACACUGCCCGUUUUGGUGAGAAUCCCGUUCAGGAUCUUGUUGAGUUGAUGGUUGAAAGCACAACUCCGUUGAGGAGAUGA